GGCUUCUGUCAGGUGCCAAAACAAAUUUAAAAUUGUUGCUUGUGUCAAUGCAAAGCAGCGACAAACAGAUAAAUAAUAAUUAGAGUGAUUGAAUGGAACCUGCGGUCAAUAAAUCGACAACGGAAAAAGAUCAAAAAUCUUUUUGUAAACAACCAAUUUCAUGUCCAUGGAGCACCAUUCAACCUUAUCCAUCCACGACGGAUAAAGAGGAACCAGCAGCAACUACUGAGAAAUCCGGCGACAAGACUUGUCCAUCCAUCCAACAAUCUUCUAGUCAGUUUUUUUACUUUUUGAGAUUGAUGCAACUUUUUCCAGAGACACAUCCAGCUACUCUUCACACAGUGCUUUGUCUUUGCAACAACAAUUUUUUCUACGCUGUAGAUAAGUUGCUUUACGCUAGGAAAUGUAAAUCUUUAUAUAAUCAGAGUCAAAGAAAUUACCGAAGAUGUCCUUAUGAAAAAACCCAACCACAUUGUAGUCACGAUGAUAAUUGCAGGUCUAGAAGAAACAAAGUUCUGGAUCUAAAAGUACCUCAAAGUGGUAGUACUGGUGCUAGAACAACUACAUCAGGAAGAACUAGCAAAAUAGAUAGUGGUACUUUAGACGACUCAUUCAGGGCGUCUUCAAGUAGUAGCUGUAGUACUAGUCAGAGCGUUGAAAGGAGGAGUACCCAGUCUACUUCAUCGCUUGGUGAAACUUUAGAAGAUAGCCGACAAGCUUCUACAUCAAAAGCGGGGACUUCUAGUGAAGAAAAUAUUGACAAUUACUCGCUUCGUAAUCAGUCUAUUAUACAAGGCAGUGAUAUCAUUAUUAUUUAAUAAUUUAGUAUUUCUUUUUGAUAUUUUGUUUU
Molecule: messenger RNA, 850 nt
Organism: Psylliodes chrysocephalus
Lineage: Eukaryota; Metazoa; Arthropoda; Insecta; Coleoptera; Chrysomelidae
Source: the annotation of a GenBank genome assembly